Molecule: messenger RNA, 2419 nt
Organism: Nymphaea colorata (pocket water lily)
Lineage: Eukaryota; Viridiplantae; Streptophyta; Magnoliopsida; Nymphaeales; Nymphaeaceae
Product: serine/threonine protein phosphatase 2A 57 kDa regulatory subunit B' beta isoform-like
Exons: 3
Coding region: 479-2002 (507 amino acids)
Biological process (GO): signal transduction
Cellular component (GO): protein phosphatase type 2A complex
Molecular function (GO): protein phosphatase regulator activity
Source: RefSeq, a predicted model, not a curated record
GUACAGUUUUGGAUCACAGAGCUUUCUCUCUCUCCCUCUCUCACUGUAUAUAAAAGAGCGCCACUAGGGGAUUCUGUUCAACUCUGGUCGAAGUCUAUCCUGUAAAAAAAACAUAUUUAGACUACAAAUCUAAGUGCAGGAGGGAGAAGAGAAAGAAAGAGAGAAGAGAAAAGAAAGAGAGAAAAUCUAGUCUAAGAAAGAGAAGUUGCUUGAUUGUUGCAAAAAUCGACGUCUGGAUUUCUGGAAUUGCCACCGCUGUGGUCGUUGCCUUUCCGGAAUACGCCGGCUAUGGGCAGAUUGGAGAAUGGGCUGGCACAAGCGCGUGCUUCUGCAUACCCUUGGGACUUCGGAGGCUGUUUCACGGGUCGUGGAGCUGAUCAGAUUUGAUGGUCGGUCAGAAUUUUUAUGAUUGGUCACUGGAGCUUGGACCGAAGCUAAAAACUGGGAACUGUUAGCUGUUUCUAGAGGCCGAUCAGGGAUGUUGAACAAGAUCAUUGGGAAGAGGGGGAGCCGUAAGCCUUCCAAAUCUGAUGCAAAUGAGCCGUCAGUAUUCGCGAAUUCUUCAUCCGGCCUUCGCAAUUCCGCGUCGGUCUCCAAUCCAACCAGUAUUUCCACGUCUAACGCAACUGUAAAUAGCAAUGCGAAUAGAAGCAACGCCACUGGCCAAACUGGUGCAGAUAGAGUUCUGGCUACCACGCCUUCGACUGCGGGAGCCAUUGAGUUGCUACCACUUUUCAGGGAAGUUCCCGUCUCUGAGCGGCAGAAUCUGUUCAUCAGGAAGCUUCAAAUUUGUUCUGUCAUUUUCGACUUCUCGGACAGUCUGAAGUUUGUCAGAGAGAAAGAGACCAAAAGACAGACUUUGCUUGAGCUUGUUGAUUUCAUUCAAUCGGGUUCGGGGAAGAUCACUGAACAUGUUCAGGAAGAACUGGUCAAGAUGAUUUCGGUUAAUAUCUUCCGCUGCUUGCCCCCUGCUUCUCAUGAGAACACCGGGUCAGAAAAUGCUGAUCCAGAGGAAGAGGACCCUUUUCUUGAACCAUCAUGGCCGCACUUACAAAUUGUUUAUGAGCUUCUUUUGCGAUAUGUUGUUUCUUCAGAUACAGACACUAAGAUUGCUAAGAGGUACAUUGACCAUUCCUUUGUUCUGAAGCUGCUUGAAUUGUUUGAUUCAGAGGAUCCACGGGAAAGAGACUUUUUGAAAACCAUUCUCCACCGGAUAUAUGGGAAAUUCAUGGUUCAUCGCCCCUUCAUAAGGAAGGCAAUCAAUAACAUAUUUUAUAGAUUUAUAUUCGAGACAGAGAGGUAUAGUGGUAUUGCCGAGCUUUUGGAGAUCCUGGGAAGCAUUAUAAACGGGUUUGCUUUGCCAUUGAAGGAGGAGCAUAAGUUGUUCCUUGUUCGGGCACUUAUCCCACUCCACAAGCCUAAAUCAGUAUCAAUGUAUCAUCAACAAUUGUCUUAUUGCAUAACCCAAUUUGUCGAGAAGGAUUACAAACUUGCGGAUACAGUGAUAAGAGGACUGUUGAAGUACUGGCCUGUCAUUAACUGUCAGAAGGAGGUCCUCUUUCUUGGCGAGUUGGAGGAAGUUCUUGAAGCAACACAAUCAGCAGAGUUCCAGCGCUGCAUGGUUCCGCUCUUUAGGCAAAUAGGCCGCUGUCUCAAUAGUUCACAUUUCCAGGUAGCUGAACGUGCCCUUUUCCUAUGGAACAAUGAUCACAUUGUCAGCUUGAUAGCUCAAAACCGUAAUGUGAUUUUCCCAAUUAUCUUCGAAGCCCUGGAGAAGAACAUACAAUCUCAUUGGAAUCAGGCUGUUCAUGGGUUGACUCUGAACGUCCGGAAGAUGUUUGCAGAGAUGGACAAUGACCUAUUACUUGAAUGCCAACGCCAGUAUCUAGAGAAAGAGGCCAAGGCAAAGGCAUUACAAGAGAAGCGUGAAUUGAUAUGGGAAAGACUUGAAGCAGAGGUGGCAGCCAAAGCAGGAAGUGGGGAAAUGGUGCUGGUAAGUUAAGGGGCACAAUAUUUUUGACAACAAUGUUGCUCCGGGCCUGUUUGAAGGACAUAAGUUACUAAAUGGAGUGAUGACUGGUGAGUCUGGUUGUAAUUGUAUCGAGGGUCAUGAUGGUCUGUUGUCUGUGAAUUUCCAUCCUUUUCCGUUGUCUUCUGUUUGGAGGCUCUUACACAAGUGGGAUGCAAUGUCGAUGAUGGACAAGAAGGAACUUGGUUAUUGAUUAGGAGGGCUCAGUGGGUGCAUCGAUUCUGUUCCUUACGGAAGCUGUAGAAUGAUUUUUUUUUUUCUUGGUGUAACAUCAUGUCUAGAAAUGUUCCUUUUAUUUCUUGAACAAAAUGAAAUAGUACAUGUUAGUUAUCUUGGUGCUCUGGCUCUGUUAAUCUUCCUUGGGAAUAUAUUUCUGUACUUCCUUUUUCA